AUGGAACCUAAGCCUAGCUUAAAACCGUUCGACGUUUCGGACACUACUUCUAUCGUAACACGCUGGACAAAAUGGAAGCGAUCCCUCGAAUUGUUCUUAGAUGUCAACUGUAUAGCUCUCGCUUCAAGGAAGAGAUCAUAUUUGUUACACUAUGCAGGACCUGAUGUCCAGGAUAUUUUCUACAACAUUGAUGGGCACGACGCGAAUCCACCAGCAGGAUCCAACGUAUAUACCGAAGCGAUUCGUUUGCUUGAUGCUCAUUUUGCUCCUCUAUCGAACAUUCCGUACGAGAGAUUUGUGUUCCGACAAAUGGCUCAGGAACAGAAGGAAAACAUCGAACAAUUUAUCCAGCGUUUGCGUGAUCAAGGAAAGCUCUGCGAAUAUGGGGCUGCUUUAGAAAUCCGAAUCACUGAACAAGUAUUUGACAAAUGCAAUUUGGAUGAUUUACGGGAAGCAAUUUUAAAAAAAAGGCUGAUGACUGUUCAGGCAAUUGCGGAAGAAGGACGCUCCUAUGAAACGGUGAAAAAGAAUCGGGAAGAAAUGAAAAAGCCAGUCGCAGAAAAUAUGGUUAAUGCAAUCGGAAAACCGGGCCGAGAAGUGUGCUUUCGCUGCGGUAAUGUUGGUCAUUACGCUAAUGACAGAAAGUGUCCUGCGAAAUCCAAAGUUUGUGAUAAAUGUAACCUAAUGGGGCAUUUCAGGAAAAUGUGUAAGACAAAAAGGCAACAGAAAGCGUCAUUCAACCGAGCAUCCGGUGGUAAUUCAACCAAGAAGCAGAUACGCCAGGUAAAAAGUACAGGAAAUCAGUCUACAGAAAGUGACACUGAGAGCUCCUCGGAUGAUGAUGUUCAAAAUGUUUACGCAGUGAAUUCGGUCUCCGGCAAGGUUACUUGUUUCGUUGGAGGUGUGAAAAUGGACUGGGUUAUCGACUCGGGAGCUCAUGCUAACGUAAUCAGCAAAAGAACAUGGAAGUGGUUAAAAAGUCAAGGUUGCGUAGUCAGUCGGGAGGAAAAAUCAAAUAAGUCGUUGCGGGUAUACGGUGACGGAAAGCUGGAAGUAUACAAAACUGUGAAGGCGGAUAUUGCGACAGGCAAGAAAACAGUACACCAUGAAAUCUGCGUGGUCGACGUUCGAAAAGGAGCGAAUCUUCUCAGUAGACAAACAUCCAUGGAACUGGGAAUUUUAAAAAUCUCUGCCGAGGUCUUCAACGUUUCUGAAGCCAAAGAAAUGCCAAUUGGUAAACUAAAGAAUGUGCAAGUUGAGAUCAAAGUCGACCGGAGUAUUACACCUAUCCAACAAGCUUGUAGACGAUUACCAAUACCGCUAAAGGAAAUGGUGGACAGAAAGAUAGCAGAUCUUUUGGAGCAAGACAUCAUCGAACCUGCACCGCUAAACAUAACGUGGGCAUCGCCAUUAGUAGUCACACCUAAAGACGGGGGUAAAAGCGUGCGCCUUUGCGUGGAUAUGAGGAAGGUAAACCAAGCGAUUAUCCCUCAGAAACAUCCUUUGCCAACAUUCGACGAAAUCGUACCUCAUCUGAAUGGAUGCAAGGUUUUCAGCAAGAUAGAUCUGGUUAAAGCCUUCCACCAGAUAGAACUUGCCCCGAACUCUCGUAACAUCACAACUUUCGUAACGCCAGAUGCGUAUUACCGUUAUAAAAGACUGAUGUUUGGAAUGAGCGUAGCUGCAGAGGUUUUCCAAAGAUGCAUCGAACGAGUCCUCAAAGGUUUGAAAGGAGUGAAGGUAUUUAUUGACGAUAUGCUGGUCUAUGGAUCGUCACAGAAGGAACACGAUAUAAAUUUGCAAGCUGUGCUAAAUCGUCUGAAGGAGCAGGGGCUCACAAUAAAUGAGGAAAAAUGCGAAUUCGGAAAGCGAUCGGUCGUGUUCAUGGGACAUACACUAUCGGAGAAUGGAAUUUUACCAACGGAAGAAAAAGUGAGUGCCAUACAAAGUUUCCGCCGACCUCAAAACGCAACCGAAUUGCGAAGUUUUCUGGGCUUGGCGAAUUACGUCGGUCGAUUCAUUCCCAACUUAUCAACAGUUACCGCACCGCUUCGUGCAAUGACAACCAAAGGAACUAAAUUUCGAUGGUCGAAAGAAGCCAAACGAGCAUUUACUGAAGUCAAACGAGCAUUGACAGAUCCUCAACAUCUAGCCUUCUACAACCCUCAGUAUAAAACAACACUUGUAACAGACGCCAGCGAAAACGGCCUAGGAGCGGUACUCCUGCAAACGUUUAAAUCGGUAACACGCCCAGUAUGUUAUGCUAGUAAGAGUUUGAGUAAAACGGAAAAAAAAUAUUCAACACUGGACAAAGAAGCUUUGGCGAUCGUAUGGGCAACGGAGCAUUUCGACAUGUAUUUAAGAGGAUUGGAGUUUACCAUACUUACUGACCAUAAGCCUUUGGUGCACAUAUUCGGCGAUUCAUCUACUUUGAACCAGCGGCAGGAACGAUGGAUUUUGCGGAUGCAAGCGUAUCGGCAAAAAGUUGUGUAUGUGCCUGGUGAAAUCAACAUCGCUGAUCCCCUUUCACGGUUGUGUGAAACCACGGUGAAAACAUUUGACAAAGCAGCGGAAGAAAUUUUGUGUUCAAUUGUGGAAACUAAUAAACCAGUUGCUCUAACGAUGAGUGAAAUAAUUCGAAGUUCGCAGGAAGACCAAGUUAUACAAAAGAUUCGGCGAGCACUGCAUAACGAUAGCUGGGAAGAUGUAAUAAAAGGAUACGCUCCUUUCAGCGCUGAACUAUGCUUUGCGAACGAAGUUUUGCUUCGCAAAAACAAAAUAGUCAUCCCGCAAAGUCUCCAUCAAACGGUAUUACAGCUUACACACGUUGGUCAUCCUGGGAAAGAAAAAAUGAAACGGAGAAUAAGAGAAGCAGUCUGGUGGCCAGGUGUAGAUGCCGCUGUUGAAAAAUUCUGUCGAAACUGCAUCGACUGUCAGAUGGUGGGACAGAAAAACAAACCCGAACCGCUUCGCAUCAAAGAAUUACCAUCAGCUCCGUGGGUCCAUUUAAGCAUGGAUUUCUUAGGACCACUUCCUAACGGUAAAUAUAUUUUCGUUCUUGUUGACUUAUACAGUCGUUUUGUGAUUGCAGAGUUCAUGACACGUACUACUUCUACGGAGGUAAUAAGGUUUUUAAAGCAACUUUUCACUCGUACCGGCCUACCAUUUGUUUUAACAGCGGAUAACGCGAAGAAUUUCUCAAGCCAGGAACUUAAGGAUUACUGUGUGGAUUUUGGCGUAAAGCUUACACAUACAACCCCGUACUGGCCUAGCGCGAACGGGGAAGUAGAACGCCAAAAUCGUUCGCUACUAAAGGUGUUGAAAAUAAGUCAACAAAAUGAAUCAAAUCUCGAAAAUGCUCUACAGGAAUAUUUGUAUAUGUACUCGCUUACUCCGCACAGCAUAACCGGAAUACCACCUGCUACACUAAUGUAUGGUCGAAGAUUUAGAGAUCUUAUUCCGAACAUGCAGCACGAACUUCUUUUUGAUGACGAAAUGAGAGACCGAGACUUGGCAGCAAAGUACCAUGCUAAAGAGUAUAGGGACAAACGGGUCGGAGCUCAGGAAUCAUCGCUAAAAGUGGGCGACGGAGUUUUAGUUAAGAAUAUGCAGCCGCAAAACAAACUAACACCCGCAUUCCUGGCUACUCCUGCUACUGUAAUCGACAGAUACAGCAACACGGCAACGGUCGAAACAGCGGAAGGUCAAAAGUAUAAACGAAAUGUUUCUCACCUCAAACGGAUCGAGACACCAGGGACAGCAGAGAAAAGUGCUUCAUUCAACAACACUAAAAGUCCAGAGCCUAGUGACAACUUCCAAGAACAUUCAGCAAAUUCACAGACAACUGGACAUGAUCGUCCUCGCAGAGAAGUGCUAUAUCCAAAAAGAUUCGAUGAUUACAUUUUAGAGUAA
Molecule: messenger RNA, 3912 nt
Organism: Sabethes cyaneus
Lineage: Eukaryota; Metazoa; Arthropoda; Insecta; Diptera; Culicidae
Exons: 1
Coding region: 1-3912 (1303 amino acids)
Biological process (GO): DNA integration
Molecular function (GO): zinc ion binding; nucleic acid binding
Source: RefSeq, a predicted model, not a curated record